Messenger RNA from Dendrobium catenatum, 902 nucleotides. RefSeq lists its product as uncharacterized. The record is from RefSeq and is a predicted model, not a curated record. Lineage: Eukaryota; Viridiplantae; Streptophyta; Magnoliopsida; Asparagales; Orchidaceae. The coding region runs from base 116 to 625 and encodes 169 amino acids. The transcript has 4 exons.
GUGGUAACUCAACAGUGAGUGUGGGUCGACACGAGACCGCGCUCGUCAAGUCGUCACCCGUCCACGGCUCUCUCGCUAGCCCGCCAUUACUUCAUCCCAACCUCUUCUCUUACUAAUGGCGACAGCUCCAGCUUCUAUUCUCAGGCCUUUGCCUCUCAUCGUAUCCCCUUCUCAACAAAGGCUCGACCUUUACCCCCGCUUCCUCUCGCCCUCUGCUUUCCCCAGUCUCAGACAGUCGCCGUUAUCACUCCGAUCUAAACCGGCCUCAUCGAGCUCGACGCGUCGGUUGGCCACAGUAAAGGCAGCGCAAUCAAGGUUCAUUAAAGUCAUUCAAAGUGCUUGGAGGAUUGGGAAAGAUGCAGUUGAGGCGGGAACCAAUCUUGUGCCAGGUUCAAUUCCCAGACCGGUAGCAAGAAUUGGUGUUACUGGAGCCUUGGUGACACUUGCUCUUUUUCUAUUCAACUCUAUCCUCUCCACUGCAUUCUUUGUAUUGGCAGUGAUGGGAGCCAUUUAUUUCCUCUACAUAUCCUUUAACAAGGACGAAGGGCCUAGAGGAGGGGGUGACCCCUUGAGUGAAGAGGAAAGCUUAGAAGAAGCCAGGAGAAUUAUGGAGAAGUACAAGUGACUGGCUCUGGAGUUCAAUAUCGUUUUUGAAAAAGAAGAAUGUGGAAUCAUAUUGUUCUCUAACUUCCAGUAUUUCACAGUUUAAAAACUACCAUGAUUUUUUGUUGAAUACAGAAUUUGUAAAGCAAGACUGGAACCAGUUACUUAAAACAGUAAAUAGGAAGCUCUAUAUUCCAGACAAACACAGCCAACCUUUUAAAAUGUUUAAAAAAAGGUACUUCGAGGGGAUUUGAUUUCUCACCUACUCUCCUUGAAACUGAUUAGUAUUCUUUGGAGCA